Molecule: messenger RNA, 1264 nt
Organism: Cydia pomonella (codling moth)
Lineage: Eukaryota; Metazoa; Arthropoda; Insecta; Lepidoptera; Tortricidae
Gene: GSTd3
Product: glutathione S-transferase 1-like
Exons: 6
Coding region: 512-1162 (216 amino acids)
Biological process (GO): glutathione metabolic process
Molecular function (GO): glutathione transferase activity
Source: RefSeq, a predicted model, not a curated record
CACUUUUUUUUUCUUUCGGAGCGAUUAUCUCCGAAAGUAUUCACAUUAUCAAAAAAUGUUUGUUGAAGACCCCUAUUAGUUUUGAAAGACCUUUCUAACGAUAUCCCACACUGUAGGGUUGAAGCAGAAAAAAAUGUUCACCCCCACUUUACGUGUAGGGGAGGUACCCUAAAAAAAAAAAUUUAGAUUUUACUGUACGACUUUGUCGGCUUUAUUGAUUUAUAUCCAUGCCAAAUUUCAGCUUUCUAGCACUAACGACCACGGAGCAAAGCCUCAGACAGACAGACAGACAGACAGACAGACGGACAUGGCGAAACUAUAAGGAUUCCUAGUUGACUACGGAACCCUAAAAAUGGUCACGUUUUCUCAUAUGUAGUCUGCCUCUUUCACACUCAUGGGAUGUUCAUAUACGUGAUGACUUCCCUUUCACACACUUCAUCUGUCUGUCAAGCGAAGCGUUUGAGAUAUCUGUGAUAAUUACAUACCUAAAGAAUAUGUUAUUCAUAAACCUAUGGACCUGUAUUACACACCGGGCUCGGCGCCGUGCCGCUUGGUCCUUCUGGUCGCCGCGGCGCUGGACAUCCAGCUGAACCUUAAGGAACUUAACCUACAAGCCGGAGAACACAUGACAACCGAAUUUCUAGAGUUAAACCCCCAACAUACGGUACCAACGCUGGUGGAUGACGGUUUUGCGCUCUGGGAGUCUCACGCCAUAUGCCGGUACCUGAUCAGAAAGUACAAUAACAGAGAGCUGUACCCUGAGGACAUACAGAUCAGGGCACUGAUUGAUCAACGACUGGACUUCGAUUUGGGGACUCUUUAUCCAAGAUUCAGAAACUUCUUUUAUCCCCAAGUUUUCGCCGGAAAACCCGCUAACGAGAGUCUAUUCAGAAACUUAAAGGAGUCUCUGGAUAUCUUCAACUCGUUCCUGAAAGGCCACAAGUAUGCCGUCGGAGACACCCUUACGCUCGCGGAUCUAAGCUUGGUCGCUACUGUUUCUACGCUAGAAGCAGCAGCAGUUAGUUUAGAGUCGUAUCCACGAGUUGAGAGAUGGUUCGAGUUGGUGAAGUCUACUGCACCGGCUUAUGAAGAGGCUAACGAAAAGGGCCUCAUAAAGUUCAAGGCUCUUGUUGCUAACUUCAAAGCCAAAACGGAACUGUAAAAUAAUUUUUCAACACACUUGCUCGAAACGACGUUUUUAUUCCACCGAUUUUUGGCUCAUAAUCCUAGAUAAUAAACACGCGUGCUUUUUCAGUAUAUUAUC